CAUCGCCAGAGUGUUGUUGCUGCUCCAAGUUUACUCCUACUACUGGUGAUUCACUAUUCCCCCCCCCUUUCUCCCCCCCCCCCCCCAACGAACUUCUUCUCUCAUCUUCUCUUUCUCUUCUCUUCGCUUUAUGUUACAGUAAUUAUAUAUAUACAUCUGCUCAAGAGAGUGAGGCUCCCAUUCCGAGGUACCAUUCCUCAUCCCGGUUAUCAUGUCCACUAUGACUUCCUCUGCAGUACUUCCUGUCGCCUUGCAGAACAAACUCGUGUCCGCCAGUAGAUCCUCCUCGCGCAUCUUUUCUUCAUCAACCUUCAAUCUACUCCGCAAUAUCGUCUUCUUCUUCUACGUCUUCCGCUUCGUCCGGAAAUCCUUCUAUACCGUCCGUGGCCACGGCCCCAUAGGUACCAUCCGCAAUGCCUGCUCCUACAUCCGCCUCGUUCUCUACUCCCUCUUCCUCCGCGCCCCCGGUGUCCGCAGCAAGGUGGACAAGCAAGUGUCCACCGCCAUAACGAAGCUGGAAGCAAAGCUUGCCCCAACUACGCCCGGCAUCCUCAAAAACACAAACCUGCCCAAACAGGGUUGGACCCCCGAUUACAUUCGCGCGGAGCUAGAUAAGCUCCUGGGUAUGAAGCAUACCAAGUGGCAGGAAGGCAGAGUCAGCGGCGCUGUUUACCAUGGCGGCGACGACUUGAUUGGGUUGCAGACGACUGCUUUCAACCAGUUUGCUGUUUCGAAUCCUAUCCAUCCUGAUGUCUUUCCUGGUGUGAGGAAGAUGGAGGCGGAGGUGGUGGCUAUGGUGCUUGGGCUGUUCAAUGCACCAGAAGAUGGUGCAGGAGUGACUACUGGCGGCGGCACUGAGUCGAUUCUCAUGGCCUGUUUGUCUGCGAGGCAGAAAGCCUACGUUGAGCGACGAGUUACUGAACCAGAGAUGAUCAUCCCCCAGACCGCUCAUGCAGCUUUCAAUAAAGCUUGUCAAUAUUUCGGCAUCAAGCUUCAUAUGGUCCCCUGUCCCGCUCCCGACUACAAGGCUGACAUUCGCGCCGUCCGCCGCCUGAUCAACCCAAACACAAUUCUCCUUGUCGGCUCAGCGCCAAACUACCCACAUGGCAUCGUUGACGACAUCCCGGCCCUCUCCCGCCUAGCCGUCAAGCACAAAAUCCCCCUGCACGUCGACUGCUGCCUGGGUUCCUUCGUCAUCUCCUUCCUUAAACGCGCCGGCUACCCUUCCCCGUAUGAGGAACAGGGCGGCUUCGACUUCCGCCUGCCAGGCGUCACCAGCAUCAGCGUCGACACGCACAAAUAUGGCUUCGCCCCCAAGGGCAACUCCGUCGUCCUCUACCGCAACCGCACCCUACGCAGCUACCAAUACUUCAUCCUCCCCAACUGGUCAGGCGGCGUCUAUGCGUCCCCUUCCAUAGCCGGCUCGCGACCCGGCUCCCUCAUUGCCGGCUGCUGGACCAGUCUCAUGGCCAUGGGCGAGUCCGGAUACAUCGACAGCUGCCACCAGAUCAUCACCGCAGCCCGCACCUUCGAGCAGGCCAUCCGCGAACAUCCAACCCUCUCCAGCGCGCUAAAAGUGCUCGGCAAACCAAUGGUCAGCGUCGUGGCCUGGGACUCCGCGACGCCGGAAAUCGACAUCUACGACAUUGCCGACGCGCUGUCGGCCAAGGGCUGGCAUCUGAAUGCCCUCCAGGCCCCGCCUGCGAUCCACGUGGCGUUCACGGUGCCCACGGCUGGGGCGGUGGAGAAGCUUAUUGCGGACCUUGUUGCUGUUGUGGAGCAGGAGAGGGAGAAGGCGGCGGAGCGGAAGCGGUUGGGGCUUAAGGUUGAGAAGGGGAAAGGGGAUGCGGCGGCGUUGUAUGGGGUUGCGGGGAGUAUCCUGAUAAGAGCAUUGUGAGUAGGCUUGCGGAGGGGUUUUGGGAUACGUUGUAUCUUGCUUGAUUCUUGAAGAAAUAGUGGGGGGGGGGGGUGGGGGGGGAACAAUAGGUGAGGUGCGAUGUGUCCGGUGUCAAAAGAGGGGAGGCCGGGGGUGGGGAAUGCAUUGCUGGUUCUGUUUGACAAGCUGGCGUUAUCUUCGUUAUUCUACUUGUCCUUUUUCCUUUUCUUUUUUUGCUUGAAUGGACCUGUGCAUAUACUAUAUGUAAUCCUUCCUGUUUCUUUUUUUCUUUUUCUUUUUCUUUUUCUUUCCUUUCCUUUCCUUUCCCUUUCUUUUUGUUCCUGGCCGCAUGUCUGUAAAUACAUUGAAGGGAGGGGCUAAUGUGUCCUUGGACGUUUCUAUAUAUCCUACGGAGUAUUUUGUGUCCUGUUUGUUUAUACCUGUUCACUUGUUUCAAUAUAGAUUUUACUAGGAUAGUUCUCUUCUCUCUGAUCAAGGUGGUAGGUAGGUUUAAAAGUUAGGCAGGCAGUUCUUUUCAAACGGGGGAGGUGGAAUGAAUAUGGGUUGCACAUGUCUAGAAAAUGAUAGUGGUCAAUGGCAACAAUAAUGAAACAAUUCUUAUAUCUUUGAAUUAAGUUAAGUAAUAGGAAAGGGG
Blastomyces gilchristii SLH14081 is the source of this 2531-nucleotide messenger RNA. Its product is annotated as sphinganine-1-phosphate aldolase. The transcript is spliced from 4 exons. NCBI's taxonomy places the organism in Eukaryota, Fungi, Ascomycota, Eurotiomycetes, Onygenales, Ajellomycetaceae. Gene Ontology annotation, cellular component: endoplasmic reticulum. Gene Ontology annotation, biological process: carboxylic acid metabolic process; sphingolipid catabolic process. Gene Ontology annotation, molecular function: pyridoxal phosphate binding; sphinganine-1-phosphate aldolase activity. Bases 212 to 1897 code for a protein of 561 amino acids. The record is from RefSeq and is a predicted model, not a curated record.